Messenger RNA from Strongylocentrotus purpuratus (purple sea urchin), 5168 nucleotides. RefSeq names its product enolase-phosphatase E1. The transcript is spliced from 10 exons. Gene Ontology annotation, biological process: actin filament bundle assembly. Bases 1863 to 3857 code for a protein of 664 amino acids. Gene Ontology annotation, cellular component: actin cytoskeleton; plasma membrane. The record is from RefSeq and is a predicted model, not a curated record. Gene Ontology annotation, molecular function: actin filament binding. NCBI's taxonomy places the organism in Eukaryota, Metazoa, Echinodermata, Echinoidea, Camarodonta, Strongylocentrotidae.
UGUGUAUAAUACAGGUAAGGUCGGGCACAGGCUUUUCCUAUGGUACGUAACGCUACAUUAACCGAGUACAAAAGACAAGGGGAGAUUUGGUACAAGAUCGCUAAAAAGAGAGGACAGAAUCAGAUCCCUUUUAUUUGUGUUACCUGUACAGACUGUUAACAAGGAGGCAGUGUUGUGCAAAAGCCGGUUUUAGCAAGGGACAACUCUUAUGCCCGUCACGCUAUCUGUCGUCACUGAGGCUCCUCGAUACAACAAGUUUCGCAGACAGAUCCGGCUCUAUUGAGUCAGUCUGUCAAUGGGGAACGAUCUGUUUGGUAGCUGAGGCGCUGAUUUCCACUCAAGACUUCCCUGUUUUACUUGCCGAUCGCUGGCUCUGAUUUGCAACUGUGGAUCUCUUUCUUGUGAUAGGUGUUAAAACUUGUCAAGUUGUCGGAGAAAGUUGACGAAGGAGUGAGCAGAGGAAAGUGUCAUUACUGGCUGGUGCUGACUGUAACGUCUGGUAUUGAGGGAUCAUCCUGUGCGAGGUGUAUGUAGACUGCUUGCGAUUGUCUCUACAUUCUGUGCACUAUCUCCACUCUCAGUACGAACUGUCUGCAGACAACACGCAGAGAGGGGUGUAAGAUAUGAAACGGUGACGACUGGCAACUCAAAACCGUCUUUUACCUCAGGAAUUAAUCUAUGUUAAACCUGCAGAGCUGAGAAACCGGCUUUAUAGAAAUACAUUUACCUCUUCGGCAUUGUGCUAUUUAUUCAAUGUGUGCUUUAUAGUUAUUCAUGUACCAAGGUUGCAGCUACAAAAAGGGAAGUCUUCCAUUGAUUUCAAACUACUAGUGCAUUUUAAUCCAUAUUGUUUGCAGUGUUUUCACUGGGACUCCUAAGUCUAAAGGCAUUCAUCACAGCUUAAGCAACAAGGCAUUCACAAACUGCAGUCAUAUUGUUUUGCAGAUUUCUCACAAAUAAUCCAGAGAUUUGUGAACCCUUAAUCAUCAUUACGGACAUUGGUAUUUGCUUCAGAAACUACAGCCUGUACCUUCAGGGAAGUCUUUUCAGUUAUUGAUGCCUACCCAUGCAUUGCAAUCCAUAUUGUAUUGUCGAGUUUACCAGACAAUUCAGAAACUUGUCAACCUUUAUCAUCAGUGACGACAUUAGCUACUUGCUCGCCAACCUACAGGCAGGGAAAUAUUCCACUUAUUUCAGUCUACCUGUGCAUUUCAAUUUUCAUUGUUAUGUAAAUGUUUGCACCAACAAUGAAGGGAUGUUUUAGCCUUUAAUCAUCUGUUGAGGACAUUGUCAUUGGCACUUUGCUGUACAGACUACAGGCAGGGAAAUCUACUGCUGAAAUCUGAGCAAACCAAGACAAGGACUUUACUCCGAGACUUCAUUUCCAGUGUACUUACUUAUUUAAGUCUACCUGUGAAUUUCAAUGUUAUUUAAAGCUUUGCACGAGCAAUAAAGGGAUGUUUUAGCCUUUAAUCAUCUGUUCAUGAGGACAUUGUCACUUUGCUGUGCAGACUAUAGGCAAGCAGGGAAAUCUAGUGCUGAUAAAUAUCUGAAUAAGACAAGGACUUUACUCUGAGACUUCGUUUCCAGUGUACUUACUGCGUGACUGUAUGGAGAACAAACAGAAGAUAACAGGAUAAAGUGUAAUUGCAUACUCUGGGGAACAGUCACGCCUUAUUAGGGUUGUCAUUAUUCGAAAGGGGGCGAAGUUUUUACCCUCGGCAGCAGGGCCGGCGUUGUUGGCUUGACUGGACGAGUCAUUGAGUUGCGUGUUAGUCGCGGCAAGGACACCUGCCUCUGGGAACGGAAUACAUUAACUGUGAUUUAUUUGUGUUGGAUUAGUACGAUUGUAGUCGUUCAAGAUGGCCACCAUGCAUCCGAUCGUUAGAGACAAUGAGGGCUUCCGUCCAGGUCUCACGCGGAGCAAAUCCAACCGCCUCGAUUCUUCCAAAUUCUCAAAGUUCGCCGGCUCGCCUAAUUCCUCCGGCAGCGAGACUUCGUCCUCGGACAGCAAACGACACACGUUUGCCGGCACGGGCCGUCUCAACAUGUCUCGCUUCUCGCAGUUUGAGCAGGGGGGGUCGUCGGAUAGUUCUGAUGGCGGGUCCCGCCCGAUCAAGAGAAACGCGGGGACUCGGUCCAAAAGUCUCAAGUUUGGCUCUGCGACCGUCAUCUCAGAGCUGUGCCAUGUAUGCCAGAAGCGAGUCUACCCCAUGGAGAAGAUCACAGCAGAUAACAUCAUAUACCAUAACUCAUGCUUCAAAUGUUCAGAGUGCAAGAAAACCCUACGCCUGGGCACAUACGCUGCAUGCCAGGGCACCGUCUUCUGCAAGCCUCACUUCAAGCAGAUGUUUAAGCUGAAGGGAAACUACGAUUUCGCCCAGACCGCCCAGACCCCCGCCUCCCCCAGUCAAACCAACGGCGUCUCAGAUUUGGCCGACAACACAGAUUCCAUCAACGCAGACAGAAGUAUGGAAGGGAGUACUGUAGAAUCACCAAGACUAGUUGAAGCUCCCAUCUCAGCCUCACACAACCAGUCAGAGGAGAGCGCCCCGCCCAGUGUAGUCCGGUCCUCAGACAGGCCCGAGGAGGCCAUGCAGGUCAAAGGUGGCACGGGUUCCGUCAAGUCCAGGUUUGAAAGUGGAGACUUCCAAAACAACUCCACGACCACCGCCAAGUCCAUCAAUAUCUACGAUGCGCCCGAGCAGAAGGGCGUGUCGGAGAGUACCCCUGUCCGCAAGGAGGACAUCUUCCACUCGGGCGAGGCGCAGGAAGAGGUGAAGGCACCCUCAGCCGGGAUCGGGAAGUUCAAGAAUAUGUUUGAGGUCGGUGGCGUGACCAACCUAGAGGUCAAGUCCAGUCGAGAUCCCGUCAGUGUUGGGUCCCUGAGUGAAUAUGAGAACACCAACCAAGGUCACGUGGCCGAGAGCACGCCGGUGUUCAGGGAUGAUGUCAUCAGGAGUUCGGAUACAUCUGCCGACCCCGGGAUCAAGAGGGGCCUCUCAAAGUCCCUCAAGAACCGCUUUGAGACGGAGAGGAUUUCAAACAUUGAAGAGAAGCCGAGGGAAAAGAUUGACAUCAGUUCGUCAGAAGAAAAGAGAGUUUACCAACCACCUGAGAAGCCUAAGCGCGAGGACAUCGUCAACGCAGAAAAUAAUACUGAGGAUCCUGGGAUCAAGUCAGGUCAGGCACGGUCUCUACGUAGCCUCUUUGAGAAGGGCAACGUCAGCAACGUGGUGGAGAAGCCGCGCGUUACUCUGGAACGCAGUCCCCGCUCACUGGAGGACUACAGCAUGCAGGACCAGGUAUCUGAGAACACACCCACAAGGAAAGAAGACGUCGUCAGCUCAUCAACGCCGUUGGACGAGCCUGUGAGGUCGGCAGAGAGUACAAGGUCGUUGAAGCAGCGGUGGGAGUCGGGUCAGGUCGAGAGAGUUCCGGAGAAGCCGAAGCCAUCGCUAGAGAGGACACCACAGUCACUGGAUAAUUAUAGUAUGACGAUGGUUGUUUCUGAGAACACGCCUGAAGAUAGAAAAGACAUCGUCAAGUCCUCGGCGAGCAGUGAUGACUAUCUAACAUCAAGAGGUGGCAGUGCAAGCUCACUGAAAGCUAAGUGGGAAUCUGGAGAAGUCCACAAUGCUGAUGUCACAAGUGAAAAGACCGAGAACAAACCGAAGCGUUUCUCCGCUUACUACGAGGGCGAUGAACAAACGAAUGGUGUGGUCGAACAUGAGAAUGGAAUCAUGGAAGAAAGGGAGGAGGUGGAGGAGGAGGAGGAGGACGAGAGCAGUGCUGAUGCUUCGUGGGAGAUCAAGGCAGCAAGGGCAGCAGCCAUGGCAGAAAUAGAGGAUGAAUGACCAAUCAGCACCUUCCAUGAUUCAAAUGAACCAAUCAACAUAAACUGCUUCAUGAACAUCUGUAUCAUGUGAAAAAAAAUUGCUGAAAAUAUAACAGUGCUACAAUUUUAAUGAUUAUUAAUAUAAUAAAUGAUAAAUGUACAUUUUAUAUCUCAAUUCAAUAUUUUUGUUUGUUAAUGACAACAUUUAUUUAGCAUGGUUGAUGCAUAAUUGCUUGUAUAAACAUGAAUACUGGGUAAUUAGAUUGCUCAAAAAGUAAUAAUAGAUUUUUAAAGUAUGCAUACAUAGAUGUAGACAUAGGAAUAAUGGGCUUUCAAUGGGGAAAUAAAAGGGUUUUUAUUACAUUUUCUACUAUUAAUGCGGAUGAUACCCUUCAUGUUGUAAUGAAUUCAUGAAUUUGUGAGAUUCAAAUUAUGCAUAUUCAAGCCAUUUCUCUCUUUUAAUAUUUCAAAAGUGCAAACAGUCUGUUUUGUAAUCCGGGAUGUUAAUAUGUAACAUGUUUGGACUUUGAAUAAUCCACUACUCUAUUAAUCAAGCAGCCAUUAUUGUCUAUUUCUACUCUAGAUUUGAUCAAUUCCAUGUUAUAUUUUGGUGAACAAUUACUCAGACAGCCAUUUUAUUUUGUAUUUUUAUUACACAAUUUUGAGCUGCAUGUAAUAUUAUGUAAUGGUUGCUCGUUUAUGUGGGGAGAUCUAAGAAAAGGGGAAAGGCAGGAGAUAAAGAGGUCCAGCUAAAAGCCGGCCUUAAUCCCAUUUUCUGUGUCUCCUUUAAGUCCGAUUUUGGUAAUCUCUUUCUUUUUGCAUCAUCUUUCAUUCAUUCUUCUUUUCCCUCCUUCCUAAUACCUCCGUCAGUUACACCCAAGAAACAAACGCCAGACCGACACCAGACCGAACAAAGAAGAACAUUACCCUGAAUGGUAGGGUGUCGGUCGGUUUGGUGUCGGUGUGGAUACGGUUCGGCAGUGUGACCGAGGUGUUACUUCCACCCCUUUCUUAAACCUUUUGUUUUUCCCACUCACCCUCUCCGAUUUUUUUCUCUGAAGUCCGAUUGCCUCCUCAAUCGCAAUAUCGCGUGUCCCUUCAACUGAUGGGUGUUUCACAAAAGCCUUUUCAAUGACAAAUAACAACAAUCAGUGACAAAUCUGCUGAUAACCAAUCAAAGGCAAGCAUUUCAGUAGCUUAUAACAAAAAUGGUCAUUUGUCACUGAUGACAAGUUUUGUGAAACGCCCCCCAGGAGCAUGGUUUUUAAAUAGCUUGUUUAUGCAUCCUUGCAACUACACUAGAAAUUUUAUACAUCUGGUCCUUUUGAGU